This is a messenger RNA of Prorocentrum cordatum, 4692 nucleotides long. The record is from the annotation of a GenBank genome assembly. Lineage: Eukaryota; Dinophyceae; Prorocentrales; Prorocentraceae.
AUGGAGGAGUUGGCCCAGCGGCUGCAGGCCAUGGAGGCGCGGCAGCAGGAACUGGUGCAGGAGCUCCAGCGGCAGCAGCAGCGCGGGCAGGCCGCGGAGCAAGGCCUGCAGGCGGCGCAGGCCGAGCUCGCGCAGCUUCGUGCCGCGCCCGCGGCGGCACCGCAGCAGCCGCUACUGGAGCGCCUUGGCGGCGCGACCGUGGACACGCGGACCCUGGGGAAGCCGGCGAGCUUCUCAGGGCGCCGCGAGGCGUGGCGGGAGUUCCGUUUCGUCUUCCAUGCCUUCGCCUGCGCCGCGCAUGCCAACAUGGCGGAGCUCUUCACGCGCGUGGAGGCGAUGGGAGCCAAUGUCGUGGAAGGUCAAGAUCUCGACGAGGCCACGGCCGCCUUGAGCCGCCAGCUGUAUUACAUGCUGGUGAUGACGACGACGGACGACGCUCACCUUCUCCUGCACAACGUGGAGGAGGGCAACGGCGCAGAGGCCUGGCGGCGGCUAUGCUGGGAGUACGAACCAGACGUGCGAGUCCGCCAUGGCGCAGUGCUGCACGCACUCCUGCGCCGCGAGUUCGGCAAGGACCCGAACGGCGACCUCGCGAAGGAGAUCGAGAGCUUCGAGCGGGACGUCCGGCGUCACGAGAAUCAGAGCGGGAAGGUGCUGGACGAGGACGUCAAGACCUCGACGUUGGUGGGCGGCAUGCAGAACACGAAGGUCCGGGAUCACCUCCUGCUCAACGCCGCUCGUCUGGACACGUUCCAGAGGCUGCGGGCGGAGGUCUUGAACUUCGCCGUGGCCAAGCGGACGUGGGCCCAGGACGUCGACGACCCCAUGCUGAUCGGAGCCGUCAAGGACGGCAAAGGCAAGACCUCCAAGGGCAAGGGGAAGGACUCCAAAUGGAAAGGAAAGGACUCCAAGGGCAAAGCCAAGACCAAAGACACCCACAACCCCGCCUCGGGCAAGGACUGCCACUACUGCGGGAAACCCAACCACUUCAAGAACGAGUGCAGGAAGCUCAAGGCCGACAUCAAGGCCGGGAAGGUGGACGCGAACGGCAACACGCAGCUGGCCCUGCCCGCGCCGGGCGUGCCGAUGCCGAUGAACGCGGCGUACCCGGCGCUCUUCCAGCCCAUGUGGUACCCGGGGCUCCGGCGCAGCAUCCAGCUCGUCUCCGGACGAGCCGUGGACGAUCCAUUGACGGUCAACAUGAUCCAGCCUGCUGGCAUGAUUGCUGCGGUGGGACAUGGUGGUGUCGAGCUCGCCCUGCUGGACUCCGGGUCGGGGGUCGUGGCAUGCCCUGCUGAUUAUGCACCUGAUGUUCCCAUGCUGCCUCCUCGUAGGGAUCUUCGUCCCAUGGUGAGUGCCACGAGCGAGCCCAUCAAGAACUACGGCACCAAGAACAUCACCUACGUGUUGGACAACGGGGAGGAGAUGGCUAUCACGUGGAACGUGACGAACGUGAACUGCCUGAUCCUCUCGGCCUCCGCGCUGCGGCGCGGAGGGGCGACUGUCGUGAUCGCCCCGGAGCGUGAGAUGCUCCACACUGCCAGUGGAGGCUGCGUCGACCUCGUCAUGCAGUCGGACGUGCCGUGGUUGAGGCCUCACCGAUCCGUGAAGGUCCCCAUCGGCCCCUCGGAUCACGAGAAGGAGGAGCACUACUUGACCCACAUCCCGUUUAGAUCAUGGUGCAGCUACUGCACACGGGCUGCGGCCCCUGACGAUCCUCACCAUCGGACGCGCAUGCCCGUUACGAUGCCUUUGAAGCCGAUUGUGAUGAUGGACUACACGUUCGUGACCGACCCCCCGUUCGACAUGAUGACGAUCCUGACCGUAUACGACCAGGAGCUCGGGAUGGUGUUGGCGCUGGUGGUGGACGAGAAGGGCCCCAUCGAGUACGCGAUCCGCAGCGUCACUGAGUACCUCGGGUACUGGGGUAGGAAGGCCAUCAUUUUGAGGGUCGACGGCGAGCCCGCCAUCAAGGCCCUGGCGGAGGCGAUCCGCAUCGGGCGUGCGGAUCCCACAGUCUUGGAGAUGAAGCCCCGGUACUCGCCUGAGUCCAUGGGCGGCGUCGAGAACAUGAACAAGGAGGUGAAGAACCUGCUGAGGACCAUCGUCCUGUACCUGAUGGACGUGGCGAAGGUCGAGCUGCACACUGGUCACCCGCUGGUGCCCUGGCUUGUGCGGCACUGCGGCUGGUGCAUAUGCAUGUACCGUGUGCGCGCGGACGGCCAGACGGGCUACGAGAGGUUGAAGGGCCGGCCAUACACCGGCAAGAUUGCCCUCUUCGGGGAGUGCCUGUGGUACCGAUCUGUCCGCCGCAAGGCUAUAGGCAAGAGGUGGAACAAGAAGAUGCUGGAUAAGGUGCUCUGCACUCCGUGGCUUCCGCGCCUGGACGCCCAGACCCCGGCCGUCCGGCCGAAGCGCUACAUCACGAAGGCUUACCUCGACAAGUACGGCCUCACUCCCGAGUGCCCCGGCUGCACGGGGCGCACGACGGGACACAGCGACACCUGCAAGGCGCCGCAGCCGGCGGCAUCCGGCCCUCAAGUCGAAGCCCCCCCGGGGCUCCCCGCACCUGCCGGAGCCGCUCCAGACGCCGACAUGGCAGCUCCGGCGGAGGAUGCGGCCCCUGCCGCUCCACCAGGGCUGGCCCCGGCAGCCUGUGACCCCGCCGUGGACGCAGAGAUGGAGGCUGCGAGCAUCGCGGCGAAGCGCGAGCGGGAGGACCUGAGCUUCCAGGAGAAGGUCGAGCUCUUCGAGAGUGGUGGCGCUGAUGCCAGCGGGCCCGCGUCUUCGAGGAGGCGCGUAAUCGGCGCUCUGCAUGUGUGCGGCCAGCCGUCCUUUGCGGAGGCCAGGAGCAUCGUAACGCCGGUGGCCUACGUGGCGACGCCAGACAUCGGCACGCAGGACGUCAAGGACCACAAGACCGGCGAGGUGCUCGACCCCGAGCUCGUGCGCGCGGGCCGCGCACGGGAUCGCCAGAACAUGCUGGACAGGUGCCUCUACGAGCGCGUGCCAAUGAAGGACGCUAGGGGCAAGAAGGUGCGCAGCAUGUGGCUCGACGAGAAGCGCGUGCAGGACGGUGAGACCACCGUCCGGUCGAGGUGCGUGGCCAUGGAGUUCAACAUGUACGACCGGCUGGACACGUACACGGCGACGCCCCCACUGAAGUUCAUCAAGUUGAUCGUCUCACGAGCUGCCUCAAUAAGACGUCCUGGCUCCAACGAGUGGACCAGGGUGCUGGGGCUCUACGACAUCGUCACAGCAUUCUGGCACGCCGACUUGCCGCUGGACGAGCCGAUCACGGUGAUCCCGCCUAGGGGCGAGGAGGUCCCGGGGAUGGUGUGGCAGAUGCUGAAGGCGAUGUAUGGCACGCGCCGUGCGUCGCAGCUGUUCCUCGAGUUUAUGGUGAAGGUCUUCGACCAGUGCGGCUACCAGGUUUUGAAAACCAGCCGCCAGAUCUUCUACUCGAGGCAGUACGACUCUUUGGCCGGUUUGUGGGGCGACGACAUCAUAGCUGAGGCGGAGAGCGAGGGCAUCGACCAUCUUGACGCCAUGAUCAGCCGGCUGUGCAACAUCAAGGUCCUCCCUCGCGUCGGACCUGGUUGCAGCCUGAUGGGCCGUUACCUCAAGCGCUACAUCUGCUACGUGCCGGGAUUCGGCUACGAGUGGAACGAGGACCCGAAACACGUUACGAUGCUCUUGGAAAGCACGGGCAAGCUCAAAGCUAAGCCCCAAGGGAGCCCAUGCAGCAAGCACAUCGGCAGGGACGAUCCGGCGAUCCUCGACGAGCUCGACGGCGAGUCGCAGACCAAGUAUCGUAGCGACACCGGUCGCGUGCUGUACGUGUCGUCCGGGCGCUUCGACAUCCAGUACUCGGCCAAGGAACUGGGCGAGCAGAUGUCCACGCCUCGCCGGCUAGGCAAUGCAAGGCUGGACCGCUGCGCGCGGUACCUCGCAGGCUGCCCGUUCUUGGCGCUCGUCUUCAAGCACGAGCCGGAGGCAGGUGGCUCUUGGAUCCCGGUCGACAGCAACUGGGCCGAGGAGCCAGACCGGUACUCGACCCACGCAGGUUGCGAGUUCGUGGGCUCGCAUUUGAUCGAGUCCUGGGUCGUGACUGACCAGGUCCGUGCCCUCUCCAGUGCGGAGGCCGAGCUUUACGGCAUCGUCGACGGUGCGGCCAGGGGUAUCAUGACCCAGAGCCUCUUCAAGGAGAUCGCGGAUCUGCGCGGUGCCGGAGCGGCAUGGUCCGUGACCGUCGGCAGCGACGCCAGCGCCGCCAUCGGCAUCAGCUCGAGGAGCGGCGUGGGGAAGACCCGCCAUAUCGCGACGCGAUGGCUCUGGGUCCAGGACGCCGUCCGGGAGAAGCAGAUCAUCCUCAAGAAGGUCCCCGGCGAGACCAACAUCGCCGACCUGGGAACGAAGGCAUUGGAGCCGAAGAGGCACCAGGAGCUCAUGAAACUGCUCCCCCUGGCAAAGCCUACGUGCCGCCGGUUCCUGGCGGUGUUGGUGGCCCUGGGAGCGGCCCCUGCAACGCAGGCCGCCCAGGAGGCGCAGGAGGAGCUGACGUGCGCGGUGAAGCCGCAGUGCGAGGACUCCAAGCUCAUCAACUAUAUGCUCGUCGCUCUUCUGACCUGGGGGCUGGUGCGCCUCUGGGACUGGGCGCGCCGACCGCGCAAGGUCCAGGAGCAAGUGGAA